This is a messenger RNA of Folsomia candida, 3778 nucleotides long. RefSeq lists its product as uncharacterized. Lineage: Eukaryota; Metazoa; Arthropoda; Collembola; Entomobryomorpha; Isotomidae. The transcript is spliced from 11 exons. The record is from RefSeq and is a predicted model, not a curated record. Bases 452 to 3121 code for a protein of 889 amino acids.
UUCUGAGUAUGGGAAGAAAUAUUGAACCGUUGUGACCCCGAUUUCAUCGCCACGAUGGCGUCGCCACACCAAAUCCUAGGGCGCAAAGGGACCCCAAAUCUCCAGCGAGUGAAUGCCUAUAGCAUUUUCUUCUCCAACUUCUUUGUGUGUUGUUUUUGUAAUCUUGCUUUUGCUACCCUCUGUUUUUUAUCGUCUUGACUGACGUGUCGUGGAAAAAGUUAAUUGUCAACAUAAUUAAUUAACCCAGUUAGUUAACCACUGUUGAAUGAAAUUAGGAGGGAGUUGGGCACAGUAGGAAGAAAGAGAUUGGGCCGAUUUUUUUGAAGGAAGGUUUUGAUUUGAUUUCCGGAUUGCAUUUUUUGGAUUGGAUGUCGCCAUAUUUAAUGGGAGACAUUAUUAUUCCGGAAGGAUCCUAUUGCUGUACCGUUGUGGACAAGAAAUCGUAAAGAGAAUGAAGAAUUUCCGAGGUAGAAUUGUUCGAGUGGACGACAACGACUACUUUGUGGAAGAUUCCGAUUCUGAGACGGAUUCAGAAGUCGGCGCAAUUUACGAGGAAGACGACCUACAAGUUUUAUUCACCCGACCCGGUGGUCCAUUUGGCCUCGCGCUUUACACCGAUUCGGACUCUGACAGCGAGGGUGGUGGGGGCGGUGAGGGGGACGAGGUUUCCCUGCGUGGCGAAUUUUCCGGAGAAUCCAGCACUGCCGAGUCGGACGAUAUUUCCCUUGACGAUUUAUUCAUCCCAGUCACGACGUUGAGCCGGUCGCGCCAGUUGGCGACGAGUCAGACGAAUAAUCACGAAAACGAGGCGGAGGACGUCAGUUUGGAGGGCUACUUUGCAUUUGGGGGAGAAAGAAGGAGAACCGUGAGUGGACGGGGGAGCGGUGGGGUGUUGUCGGGCUCGAGAUUGGCGGAAGUUCGGACGACGAGUGCGGCUUCGUCGAAUACUUCGAGUUCUGGAGUUGUAGAGAAUAAUACGACGGGAGCUUCGCCGGGAGGAGCAACUUCAUCCCUCACGCUUUCACCAGCAGCGAUAGAAUCCCUUAGUUUGGGGGAGGUCGGAUUAGAGCAAAUUUUAAGGAGAGCGAUUGCCAUGAAUGAAGCUGCGAUCGUGUCAAGAAUUGCGGCGGAGGAGGCACGACGAGCAGAAGAAACGGAAAACGCUACUACUGUGGGGACGAGCUCGACAGCUGAGGUGGGUGGAGCGGAAGUAGUAGCAACGGCGUCGUCUGCAAACAGUGUGGGAGGAGGUAACGGUGAAGAUAAGCAUGUCGUCAAAAAUGGUGGUGACGAAGAGGAAGACGAAAUGCGAGGGUCGGCUGCUAAAAGGCUAAAAGUAUCGGAAAAUGAUGAUAACGACACUGCCCCCAGUACGACGACUAGUGAUGCAGUCCCACCACCAUCGUCCUCCUCCUUCCUAACAGUAGUAGGUCCCGCGUCCGAGAGUGGCGAAAGUGGUCGCACCCCUGAACCUGAAGCGGACGUCACGUGUAACCCGAUGGUCUCGGAUGUGGAAGAAUUGGAGGAAAACGACAAUGUCCUGCGAGGCGAUAGAAUCGGAGCGACGACAUAUUCAGAGCGACAUGUUAUCAAAAUAUUAAUGAAAUGGGUUCAGGAACUCCCAAAAUAUUCGGACGACGGGACAACAAUAGCAAAAGAGGAUAAGACGUCGGAUGACGUCGCAGCAGCAACAGAAAAUCCUGCCCCCGUCGUGGACAAGAAUCGCUUUCUUGAGCCGGACUUUGAAGAAGAAAUGGCUCUCUUGUGGGACAUGAGCUUUGAACCGGACGUCAUGAAUUUUCUCGUCCAACAAAACGCGUUCAAUAUUAUUCGAGAAACUUUGCAUGCGUCAUGCUGUGAUCGACUCACGGAAAUCGGACUUGGAAUCAUGGCCAAUAUAAUUUCGCAGCAGAGCAUCGUUGAGGAUUUUUCGAUUCAUGACGCUUCCCUGAAAUUGGUUGAGGGUGUGGUCUCCCUUGCCCAAAAGAUGCCCCGUGUGUCCGUCCUCAUCCAAGUUUUUGCAGUGAUGCGACGCAUCACAUGGUUUUUAGGAAACGUUGCCCUCGUCCAAGGUUGGAAGGGGUUGCUGCUAAGUCAAGAUUUCCUUAAUUGUGCUAAUUUUAUCCUAUCCAGCUCAACAAAUGCACUCCUUCUGGGAAACGUGAUCGUAUCUCUGUUCUCAAUUUUGGAAGCGUUAAGUCCCGAUCUUCAAGAUAAAGAGGAAGAUGGCGGUCAAGGCGAAGGCGUCGGUGGGGAUGAGGGUCACGAUGAUGGAGAAGAAUCGACGAGCUCCUUCUUUGGAAAAGUGUUGCAAGAAAAGAAGAAAGAUUACGAAAAUUACAAUCCAUUCUGCAAAACCGAAUUUGUCUCAGCCCUCUGCGAAGGGCUGAACGAGCUGUUGAAGAAUCCUAAGCCGAGAAAGGUGCAAAAAAUGACGAGCACUCAUACUCACGAGAAUCAUGGUCCCUUAGGUGACGACGCAACUGACGAGCGAACGCUGGACGAUAUGGAACCCCAAAUACCAGAGGGUCACGUCCAAACUGCCGUUUUGAACGGACUGAGUUGCUUCGUCUACUUGUAUAAAACUCCAAACGGAAAACAAACAAUUAGGGAGAAUUACAAAUCAGUUCUUUCCUUUUUGUUGAACCUUCUCCGUAAAUUUGGGCUUUGCACGGACUCGACGAGCCGAUCGAGCACUCUGGACUACUUUUCCCUGGGCGUCAGUCUCCUCUCGUUUUGCCACAAGCAGGAAGAUUUUCUCGUCCAGGACGCCAUGAAAGUACCGCUCGACACUGCCGCCCAACUCAUGAUGGAGGAGGAAGAGUUGAGAACGCAGGUGCAGCAAAAGGACGGAAUCUCUCACGACUCGAAGACCUUUAUUGCGCUCGUCCUUCACGAGUAUUACGCCUCCCUCGCCGACAACUUUGGUCAGGAUGGGAUCACCCACUUUAAAACGGACCUGGUCACUGCGUCCGAUCAAAAUCGGGCCAGUUCUGCGAAAAAGUAUGCGCAAUUUUUGGAUUUGGUCGAUAAACUCGUGACCACUCGAGUCGCCAAGGAGGAGGAGGAAUCUUCUAAAGUAAAUCUUCUUGCGGAAGUGCAAGAGACCAAGAACGCUUAAGCUGAAUGAAAUUAUUUAUUGGAAAGAAAGACGUAUAUUAAUUAAUUAUUGAAGUGUUAAGAAUAUAUGUAAAUGAAUCCUAAACUAUUGUAAAUUACAAUUUGUAUUGUAAUAUUAUAGUUAAAUCGAGUUUUGACGUAAGACUGGCUGACUUAAUGGGAAAAUCGUAAAAAUUUCAGCACAUUUUUAAUCAUUUCUCGCCUCUGGGAAUUCAUUUUAAAAUUCUUAACGACAAAUUCGUAGUUAGUGAGGUGAUUAAUGGAAUAGCUUGAGUUUUUGAGCAAGUUUCGAUGAGUUCCCAUUUUUCUGAAGGUUUCUUAAACUUGAGAUCUCCUCCUUCAAAAAGUGUCAAAAUCUGGAGUGGAUAUUUCUAAAAAAAAUUGGCAACGACUUCCGCAGUUCCGCUCUUCAAAUUUGUCGGGCAGAAAUUUAAAAUAAAUUCCCAGAGGCUGGAAAUGAUUAAAAAUGUGGGGAUUUUUGGCGAUGAGUUAGAUCGUCCUACGUUAAUGGUACUGUUAUCUUGUUUCGAAAUGUUUUAAUAAAUGUGUAUGAUACCUGUUGUAUUGUAACUUUCAAGUAUGUUUAAAAAAUUGUAAUUGACUUCAAAUUUUUGAAAUGGAAGGUUGGAAUUAAAUUUCUGAAUGUUUAAAAAAUAUA